Messenger RNA from Notodromas monacha, 5930 nucleotides. The record is from the annotation of a GenBank genome assembly. Lineage: Eukaryota; Metazoa; Arthropoda; Ostracoda; Podocopida; Cyprididae.
UUUUUUACUGGAUCUGCGAUAGCGCUCCAAGUUUUCUCAGCUCUCAUGGUACUGAUAUUUAGUGCGCUUUUGUUCUGUGCGAUGCCAGCAUCCGUUAGUGGAUGUUCAGGUUCCCUUCCAUUUCUUGCCAUUUUUUCAUCUUCAUUUGAUUGUUGAGACAUCUUCCAGAAAUUUUCCGACCGUCAGAAUGGCUCGUCGACUUAUUGAAACGAACAUUGAAAUGGAGGAAGCGUCGAAGGGGAAUGGCUUCGAUCGAUAUUCUCCUGGGGUUUCCACGAUUUCAACACCAAAUGAAGAGCUUUUCUUCUCUGACGGGACUCGUCGCAUUGACUUCGUAUUAGUGUACCAGAAAUGCCCUGCACUGGAAACCGCUCAAAAUUUGGCUGCAGUGUUGAAGCGGCAAGUUUUUGAAGAAAACCUUCUUGAUGAAGGCUUGCACUUGGAACAAGACGUGCAAGACGACACUAAUCUUGUGUUUGUGAAAAUUCAUGCUCCGCAUGAAGUGCUUACGCGGUAUGCCGAGCUUAUGAAAAUCAGGAUGCCUAUGAAAGAGGUUUGGUUGCGCAAGUUCCGUGGAGCUGCCAUCAACGUUGCGACACCAAAUGAAGUUGUCCAUAAGUUCGGAAAUGUAUGUUCUCGGCUGUUCAGUUUCCUGAACUUCAACAAGUCGGUGUUCCCUCCGCGAAGCAAGAAUUUCACCGCCGUUUACAGCAGAGGAAAAGAAUAUUUGUUCAACGUGUCUGAGAGCAUGUUUAAUCCCGCGAAACGGAUCACCGUAGUUGACUUCAUCCUGAAGAGGAAAGGAUUUACACGGACUGAAGGAGAUGCUGAAAUCGGUAUUGACAAGUUAUUAGCUGACAACGUCUACCUCGCCGCUUUUCCUUUGCACGAAGGAGACGUUCAUGUUCCUGGUUCACUGAGGCACGAUUUGCGGAAGUACUGGGGGUCUUUGUGGAUGUUUUACAAGAACCAGCCUUUGGAUUACGUGCGAGAGUACUUCGGAGUGAAGAUCGGGCUUUAUUUCGCCUGGCUGGGAUAUUACACGUUUAUGCUUUUCCCGGCGAGUUUAGUGGGGUUCUUCUGCUUCCUCUAUGGAUGGUUCACUUUGCCGAACGAUCCUGUAAGUCGGGAUGUGUGCGAUAUGACGCGAAAUGUGACGAUGUGCCCGUUGUGUGACAAGUUCUGUGAUUUCUGGCUUCUGAAUGACUCUUGUUUACAUGCGAAGAUCAACUAUCUGGUGGACAAUCCGUCGACUCUCUUCUUCGCCGUCUUCAUGUCCUUUUGGUCGGCUUUAUUUUUCGAAUUUUGGAAGCGUUAUCGCGUUGCUGUGACGCACAAGUGGGACCUGACCGGAUUCAACAAACUGGAAGAGCAGCCAAGACCCCAGUACCUUGCCAAACUGAAGAACACGGACAAGCGUAAAAUGAACUACGUAACCCGGCAAGAAGAGCCUGCUAUCCCUUUUUGGAGUCUGCAAGUUCCGAUGUAUCUCUGCUCCUUUUCUGCCGUGAUGAUGUUGAUUCUGUUGGCCCUGGCUGCGAUUUUCGGCGUGAUUCUGUACAGGAUGUCCACUCUGACGGCGCUUAGCAUGCAAAGCAGUGAUAAUGUGUUGACUUCGUACGCCAUGAUGUUUACGACUGUCACUGCUGCCUGUCUCAACUUGGUCUGCAUCAUGAUAUUUCAGCAGGUGUACUACAAACUAGCUGUGUGGCUGACAGAGUUGGAAUCGCCGAGAACGCAGAGCGAAUUUGAUGACAGCCUGACUCUCAAGAUUUACUUGUUGCAGUUCGUCAAUUACUAUUCUUCGAUUUUCUACAUCGCCUUCUUCAAAGGCAAAGUGAUCGGCUAUCCCGGGGAAUACAAGCGCAUCUUUGGGUUCCGACAAGAGGAGUGCGGAGUCGGAGUGAUUCAAUUUGGGUUUGUGACAAUAUUUGUGUCGGCGUUCCCGUUGGCGCCGUUAUUUGCCUUGCUGAACAACAUUUUUGAAAUGCGUUUGGACGCCGCGAAGUUGUUGACGUGGUACAGAAGACCGGUUGCUCAACGCGUUUUGGGGAUUGGAAUCUGGUACGAUAUCCUGGAUGCCAUCGGUAAACUUGCUGUGCUGUCAAACGCAUUUAUCAUAGCUUUCACGUCGAACUUCAUCCCGAGACUGGUGUACAAGAUCACGAUGAGCUCAAACGGAACCUUGGACGGAUUUGUGGAGGAUUCUUUGGCCCACUUCAACGUGUCGGAUUUUUCGUCGCUAUACGCACCCAACACGACGGAGUCGAUCACCGUUUGUAGAUACGUUGAUUACCGGCACCCGUAUUGGAAUCCCGAGAAAUACCAAAACACGAGAACCUACUGGCAUAUUUUGGCCGCCAGAUUCGCUUUCAUCGUUAUAUUCCAGAAUGUUGUAUUUUUCAUGAUUAACGUCAUCCGUUGGAUGAUCCCCGACGUUCCAAAGAAACUUGCGGAACAAAUUGCCAGAGAAGAGUUCUUGACGAACCAGUUGAUCAUGACGGAAGAACUCAAGCGAGCGAAAAACCAAACUUGUGCCCGAAGAAUGUCAUCUGUUGUGGGUGCGGAUAUUGUGGAAGGUGAGGAGAAGAAAGACUCAGGUAAUAGUAUCGUUUUACGAGUGGAUGGACCUAUUGUCAUGGCGUCGGAUUCGGAAGAUAUCGCUCUUGCCCCCUUGAAGUCGGAAGUAGAGGAUUCUCCUAAAAAGUAUGAAGCCGGCAUCGUUCGGGAUGAGACUUUUUCCACGGUGCUUUCGGGUGCCAAGGAAGAAGGGCCGGUGGUUAGUGUCACGGAGGUCGUCAAGAAGGGACGUGCCUUGGUCAUUUCUGGUCGGGCAUCCUUUCCUGCCACCACUACUGAUGCAUUGAUUGAAAACAUAGUCUUGGGGAGAGACAUAACUGAUUUCGACAUGUUUUUCGAUGAUGACGAAUCCGACGAUGGCAUGCCGCGGGAUGUGGACCGGGGCUGGGCGUGGAUGGUGUUGUUCGGCGGCUUCCUUGCUUUUAGCGUUCUCUCAGGACUUUUUAAUACGAUGAGUAUCUACUACGUGGUAUUUGUCGGCGCCUUUGGGAAUUCGAAACCGUACACUGCCUGGGCGAGCUCUUUACACGCCGCCUUCUCUUUCCUUGGUGGACCUUUGAGCUCAAUGAUGAUACUCCGGAUCGGGUCGUUGGGGUUGAGCUUGAAUUUCUCAGGCUGGGUGAUUGCACUCGGGACGUACUUCAACAAGAAGCACUCGAUUGCGACGGCUUUGGCGAUGACUGGGUUUGGUUGCGGUUUGUUCUUUUUGGGGCCAGGGAUGGAGGCCAGUGUGAAUUACUAUGGCUGGCGUGGUUCCAUGAUCUUGAACGCUGGGAUAGCGUUGCAGUUCUGCGUAUUCGGUGCUUUAGUGUACCCGAUUACCUUCACUGGGUACAUGAGUCAAGACGGAGACGACGAAACGUUUGAAAAAAAGUUUUUCAAGGAUGAAUGGGGCGAAACCCAAAGUCUACCUCCACCGGAAUCCGAAAGGCUCUUGGAUGAAAAACCGCAACUGCCUGUUGUAGAGGAAAGAGAAAGAAAGAUCAGCACGCUGGGAGAACUGCGCACUCCACCGGCUGAUUUUUGCCGCCCUUUGCACAUACACUCCACCGUUUCAAUGGACACCGCUCUGAGACGAACUGCCUUCGCAUACGUGCCCGGGAAGAGCCACGUGUCGGAAUUGGGAAGCAAACGAACCUAUUCCUCUGCGAGCAUUCGGAGCUUGGGAUCCACGGGUUCCAUGCAUGGUUCCAUGCGGGACAUGAAAUUCUCGCCCGCUGCCGCGUUUUUGUCCCACUCUAUUCGGAGUCUGAAUGAAAUGUCGAGUGGGCAAGGCGGCGGACGGCGGCCUUACAUCACCAUUGGGGUUCGGGAAGGUUCGAGCAACAGUUCCCUGCCAUUCCUCAGCCGGUCUCGAGAAAGCGUGAAAAGUCUGGAAGAUUUCCGGGUUCGCAGCUCGAGUUUCCGCGAGGAAUCCGAGCGGGUUCGCACCCGAACGCAGGUUUACAGGAAACCGCAACCCGUGGAAGAAGUUGAAAACGUUGCUGAAGACCUGGUCAAGUCCUUGAAUGCCCCGGAAGUUGUUUCUUUCAAGCCCAGGAAACCCGAGAAAGUUGGCAAAGGCAAGAAACACAAACAUGCGGUUGUUGAGGCGCCGGCGGUGAAGGAAGACGCUGCGGUUCAGAAAGUGGCGGAGAAGGAACCGGAACCCGUGGCGGAAGCGGAAACCGUGGUCGAAGCUGAGGAGAAGAAAGAAGAACCUGCAGUUUCGAAAUCUCCUGAGAAGAAAAAUGAGCCGGACGAAGUAGAAAUCGUGGAAGACGAAGAAGAGGAAGACGACGACGAUGACGAGUCGGCGGAAGUGUGGAAACUCAAAGCCGCCAUGAAGAAGGCUGGCCAGCGAGCAGUGCCGCCUAAAGCCAGCUUUUUCCGGUUCCUGUAUCCGCAAGACGAGAACCCACGAACCAUCUCCAACAUUGAGGAAGUGGACGAAAGUUCCGCCGGAAGCAUCCUCUCUCUAAAUGCCAUUUUCCGCCGCAAGAGUCGGGAAGUGCUUUCCCGAUUGUCCGAGAAGGUGUCUUCGGAGCUUCUGGCCCUCGGUGGACGUAAUGCGCAGAGCGAUAAACAGCAAGAAGACGUUCCUGGGGAGAUUUGCCAAAUGCAAGGCGAUUGGAAGUCUCAUUUGAAAGCCCUUUGGCACGGCGAAGACGGCGGAGAUUUGCCGCUGUUUCAGGACCCGCGUUUCUGGUGCUUCAACUACUCUGGCCUAGUUUGGAUCAUGGGCACGCUCACUCUGUAUGUUCUUUACAAGGACUUCGCUCUAAAGAAGGGAAUUGUGGAACGUUUCAUCUAUGCCCUGUCCGGACUCGGUCUCGGCGAUCUCAUCGGUCGCCUCUUUUCUGGAACAUUCGUGUCAUGGAGCUGCGUCAAUUCCGUCCUUGUGUAUGCUCUGGUGCAGCUGGCGUGUGGUAUAAUAAUUUUGUACCACAUUACAAUCACGAAUUCGGAAGAAUUCAUAAUUUUGUGCGUGUGUCUGGGCAUUUGUUAUGGCACGCAAAAUGUCCUUCUUGCUGUCGCACCUGCGGAAGUUUACGGCUCAUCGCACUUGACUGUGGUGUUCGGUUACAUCUUGUUCUUCUGUGGAAUCGGUGCCAUUCUUGGACCUCCUAUUGCCAGUUUGCUGCUACAACACUACAACGACUACUUUCCGGUUUUCAUUUUUGCUGGAACGGCUACGUUGACUGGAGGACUUGUGUCUCUGAUAUGUUUCUACAUAGACUGGAGAUGGAGAAAGGAGAAGAUGCUGAAAAGGGAGCAGCUGAAGCAUCGGGAUGAAGAGGCGAUAAUGGAAACUCAAAACUAGGGAGGUAUAGUUUACUUUUUUUUUUAAAGGUGUCAUCUUCAACUAUUGCGAGGUGUUCAAUUUUGUUCAAAGGCAUUUUUGUGUUACGAACCCCCUGUGCUUUUUUUGUUUUUGAUUGAGUGAGUAUGAGUUGUGAAAAAGAGGAAGAAUCAAACCCUGAAUAUCAUUCUUGAGCAUUCAACCAAAACGUGCAACUUCUUUCCAUGCUUUAUGAGAAGAAACUUGAGAACUCGAGGCUCUGUGAACAGGCGUGCACUUGGCAUUAUUUUUUGUGUUCAUGGAGCCACGGCAAACAUUUUCGCACUUUCUUGUACUAUACACAUUGCUAUUUUAUUAUAGAAACGCAGCGAUUCCAUGUUCGAAUGGGAGGAUUUUGAUGCUGUGUGAAUUGUUUAUGUUGGUCCAGCUGUGGUUUUUGCUGAGUUAUUGCACAUUCUGUAAUGUGAACAGCGCUUUUAGCUCAGAAACUGUUCCCUUUUUAUUGGAUUGUGCUGGAUAUUUAUGCCGUGGUUUUGACUUGGAGUUAAUAAAGUUGGAACUAAUAAAG